Acipenser ruthenus (sterlet) is the source of this 3356-nucleotide messenger RNA. Its product is annotated as septin-8-A-like. Gene Ontology annotation, biological process: cytoskeleton-dependent cytokinesis. Gene Ontology annotation, cellular component: septin complex; cell division site; microtubule cytoskeleton. The record is from RefSeq and is a predicted model, not a curated record. Lineage: Eukaryota; Metazoa; Chordata; Actinopteri; Acipenseriformes; Acipenseridae. Gene Ontology annotation, molecular function: GTP binding; GTPase activity; molecular adaptor activity. The transcript is spliced from 10 exons. The coding region runs from base 479 to 1924 and encodes 481 amino acids.
GUAUGCACUGUGCUUGUAAACAGCGGUCGCAAACUGCUGUUCAAGAAACGUCCCACGUCAUGAAACUACAAAUCCCAGGACCGCUGUCGUCUGGAUGCAAAAUCCCUUGGGAACAAUACUGAAAACGUUUUUUUUUUCCUACUAAUUAUCGCAAGAAAGUCAAAUGUGGCUCGCGUGUUUGUUACGCCCACACCCCACACCCCACACCAUACACCAUACACCAUACACCAUACACCAUACACCAUAACGCGAAACCUGUCGCAACGAUAUAAAAAUACGGUUUUACAGAUCUAGCAACAUAAUAUUCUCGUGUCCAGGUUAGUAUACACAGGACCAGGGCUGGUAUUCCUGAGCGAAGUGGGAGUUUCCAGGAAGUAGCCAUAUUGGAUUCAUUGAGCGGUUACUCUGUAUCAUUCCAUAGAGAGAAAGACGGAAGACUGCCUUCAACCAGAUUAUUACAUAUUCACACACAGGAGCCAUGGCUGCCACGGAUAUAGACAAGUCUUCAAAUGAAGAAAAGCGGAAUCUCAGUCUAGGCGGCCAUGUCGGGUUCGACAGUCUUCCUGACCAGCUGGUCAGUAAAUCAGUAGCACAGGGUUUCUGUUUCAAUAUACUCUGUGUAGGUGAAACUGGCGUCGGCAAGUCCACGUUAAUGAACACCCUUUUUAACACAACGUUUGAAAAUGAAGAAGCCAGCCAUUAUCAAAACGGGGUGUACCUUCGCCCGAAGACGUACGAUUUGCAGGAGAGCAACGUCCACUUGAAGCUGACCAUCGUAGACACAGUGGGGUUUGGAGAUCAGAUCAACAAAGAGCAGAGCUACAAGCCCAUAGUCGACUACAUUGACACACAGUUUGAAAACUACCUGCAAGAAGAACUGAAGAUCAAGCGUGCACUCUUUAACUGCCAUGACACAAGAAUUCACAUCUGCCUUUACUUCAUCGCUCCAACAGGACAUUCCCUCAAAUCCUUGGACUUAGUUACCAUGAAAAAGCUGGAUAGCAAGGUGAAUAUCAUCCCAAUUAUUGCAAAGGCUGAUACUAUUUCUAAGAGCGAGCUGCACAAGUUUAAGAUCAAGAUAAUGAGUGAGCUUGUUAGCAAUGGAGUUCAGAUCUAUCAGUUUCCAACUGAUGACGAGGCCGUCACAGAGAUCAAUGCUUCAAUGAAUGCCCAUCUUCCCUUUGCUGUUGUUGGAAGCACAGAAGAAGUGAAAGUGGGCAAUAAACUGGUUCGAGCCAGACAGUACCCUUGGGGUGUGGUUCAGGUGGAGAACGAGAGUCACUGUGAUUUCGUGAAACUGCGGGAGAUGCUGAUCCGGGUCAAUAUGGAGGAUCUCCGAGAACAGACGCACGCUCGCCACUACGAGUUGUACAGGCGCUGCAAACUGGAGGAGAUGGGUUUCAAAGACACAGAUCCUGACAGCCAACCGUUCAGUCUACAGGAAACGUAUGAGGCCAAGAGGAAGGAGUUCAUGGGAGAUCUGCAGCACAAGGAGGAGGAGAUGAGGCAGAUGUUUGUCAACAAGGUCAAAGAAACAGAGGCCGAACUGAAGGAAAAGGAGCGAGAGCUGCAUGAUAAGUUUGAGCAGCUCAAGAGGAUGCACCAAGAGGAGAAGAGGAAGGUGGAGGAGAAGAGGCGAGACCUGGAGGAAGAGAUGAACGCCUUCAACAGACGGAAGGUGGCGGCAGAAACACUCCAGGCGCAGUCUCUACAGGCUGCAUCGCAGCAGCCGCUGAAAAAAGACAAAGACAAGAAAAACAGAUCAGUAAAAACAGAGAACCAAUCUGGAGCCAACCUCUCCAGCUCCAAAGUUAUGAUUGCCAAGGCCAAUAUGGAGCCUCUGAACUGUGACAGCUGGUGGCAGGCCAUGCAGUGCUGCACCUGCCUGGUCAAGAACGCAGCGUGGAGGGAAGGGUUCUUCUGAACUAGGAGGUCUGGAAGAUGGGGUCGGCUGGACAUCACCAUGGCAUGGAACUGGAACACAAACAGAGAUUCUCAUUAUUCCACCGCCUAGAACCGCCAUCAGCACCAAGCUUGCUCCUUGUCUUGCACCCAACACUGAAAUAUCAGGGCUGUUGGGAAGUCCUCCCUUUUGCUAUAUGAAUCGACCAAUCAAGACUGUUAUUGUAAUGAACAAUGGAAGAGGUUUUAACAUGGUCUUGCUGAUCAGCCUGUUUGUCGUUGCCAAACUUGUUUCUCUUAUCAUGCUGUCUGUUCUGUAUUUGCAACAUUGUUAGCAGCUUUUGAAAGCUUUACUAUGUAGCAAAUGAGCCAUUAAGGGUUAUGUUUACAAAUAAGGAACAUGUUAAGGAUCAUAUUGAAAAAGGACCAGUAAGUUGUAGAGAAUAGUUGCAGGAAUCUUUUACCAUUAUGGUCAUUUUUAAUCUCUUUAGUGACUUCAGAUGCCCAUAACUCAACCCACUGGAAGUUCGUCUCAAUGUCCUUAUCAUGUUUACUUUAGAGUAGGCAUUACCACAAUGGCAAUUUGAACACUGUCUGUAACAUCUCUUUUGUCCUGUUUUCAUGAGGAAUGUAGAUGUUAAAAGGAUUUAGAAGUGUCUUAGUGCAUUCUUGUGUGUGAUAAAAAAAAAAUGCUGUUAGAGAGACCAAGGUGGCUUCUGAAGCGUGUUCAGGUGUAAUGAUGUAAUGAAUGCAUUUAUACUGUAGGUGGUGCCAUAAAAAAAUCCCCACAGUAAUUACACUUAAUUGUAAAUUUCUGGUUUAAAAAGAAAUCCGAUUUUUAGAAGGAACUAUAUUUUCCACUGAAAUGUUCUAUUUCUUAAUUGUGGUUCAAGAAAAGUGUUGUGAGAAAUGCUAGGUUGUUACAGAUAUUCAACGAGUGCAAAAUAGCAGACUCAAAUAAUUUAUUUUUAUAUUUGAUUUAUUUAUUUAUUUAUUUAUUUAUUUAUUUAAUUAAUUAAAUAUUUCAUUAGGAAAUAUCCCAGAGAUGUCAUUUUCCCCAUGGGGAUAGGUUUAUACUUAAAUUUUACAGCCCAAUUAAAGUAGACUGGCUUGUACUGAUAAAUACUACCUAGCUAAUUGCCUUUUUUGUUUUUAUAUAAACACAGUUCUGUGGCUUUUCCACAUUGGUUUCAUUUAUUUAAAAGCAGACUUCUGAAAUUCCUUGAUGUGUUUUAGCAUUUCAGUUGUUUUUUUUUUUUGUAUUGCUUACAAUGUUGAUGAAGUCAACCCCUGUUGCAAUGUAAAGAUCCCAGUGCAGUUUGUCCAAUAUGAUCCUCUCCAUUCUCAGAAUUUCAGCUGGAGAACAAUUGCAUCCACUCUGCACUGCAAGGUCCUUGACCGACAGAAUCAUCUAUUACAAAAAAAUAUUAAAAAAAAAAAAAACACACAAUAAA